AUAAAAUAGACAACCAGUUAUCUAAUAUGAAAUAAAACGGACACUAAUACCAAAAAACAACCAAAAAUAACAACCAAAGUAACAAAAUAUAAUGCAAAGCUAAUACAGAACAGCAGUAAAGACAACCAACUAGCGAUGACUAAACCCUUAACAACUACCUUUGACACCAAAAGAAUUUCGGCUCCUUAUAUAUUUUUCCUCUCACUGUGGUGGAGUCAUCUCCAGUAUUUUGCAAUGAGUAAUCUUAUCGGAAAAAAGCCCUUGCGUGAGAAAACGGUGUCCCGGACUUGUGAGUCAGGCGGUCACGUGAACGUCAUGAGCUGGCUUCACGUGACUCUCGCCUUUAUGAAUCAUCCGGUGUUGCGAUAUCGGCAUCAAUUACUGCAAUUUUAGUAAGACUUUAGUUGAUAUCACGCCUUUAUUUAUGAAUCAUAGGUCUUGGGGUUAUUAGAUGAUUAUGGGGGCGAUUAG
Molecule: messenger RNA, 471 nt
Organism: Hyphopichia burtonii NRRL Y-1933
Lineage: Eukaryota; Fungi; Ascomycota; Pichiomycetes; Serinales; Debaryomycetaceae
Exons: 1
Coding region: 136-393 (85 amino acids)
Source: RefSeq, a predicted model, not a curated record